UUCACAUCGUGGUGGUUGUUGUUGUCGUGGUGGUUGUUGUUGUUUACCCAGGUAGAGCCUCGCUCCGUCUCUCUCUUGUAGGGAUAUAAAUUGAGUAGCAGCGAGUAUGGAAUCGAUGUCCAGGUUGGAACAUUACAACGCGGGGCCUUGCCUCCUGCCCUCGCUUGAUUGUAUUUGCUUUAAUUAUCUGCUCAAGUUUAAUUUGUCUUCACCUGGCUCACUACUUUGAAAUGUGUUUCUUUUAAUUAUUUCUACAGUUUUUUUUUUAUCCUACCAGGCCAAGCCCACUUCAGAUGCUAUACCGCUCUUGUUUUCAGAAGCGACCUGCCCACAGCAAAGUGGCUUAUCAACGUGUGGAAAUGUGUAUCGGUCAAACACUCUAAACGCGUGGUGAUGUUGACUCUUAAUGUGGAGGGAAAAACCAUGAGGAUCCGGAGGAAAAUCCACGCGACCACAAGGAGAGAGACACGCAAAUUAUAAAUAUACAUCCUUAAUACAGAAUUGGUCUGAUGGAGCAAAGGCACUCAGCGCAGCUCGGUACAAGAAGGAAAUAUUGCGACCAGUAUCCAAACAGCACGGAUCGUACUGGAAGUUUGACACAGCACCAGAGAACUCACACAGGAGAGAAACCCUUCAGGUGUAGUGUGUGUGGGAAGGGAUUUUCAGAUUCAUCGACUCUUAAAAAACACCAGAGAACACACACAAGAAGGAAACCUUUCAAAUGCACUGUCUGUGAGAAGGCAUUUGCACGGGCAGCAGAUCUUCAGAUCCACCAGAGAACACACACAGGAGAGAAACCCUUCAAGUGCAGUGUGUGUGGGAAGGCAUUUUCAAGUUCAUUUUAUUUUAAAAGACACCAGAGAAUACACAAAGGAGAUAACCCCUUCAAGUGCAGUGUGUGUGAGAAGGAAUUUUUACAGUCAUCACAUCUUAAAAAACACCAGAGAACACACACAGAAGAGAAACCCUUCAGGUGCACUAUCUGUGGGAAGGCAUUUGCAGAUUCACCGAUUCUUAAAAAACACCAGAGAACACACACAAGAGAGAAACCUUUCAAAUGCAAUGUCUGUGAGAAGGCAUUUGAAUGGGCAGCAUUUCUUAAGAUCCACCAGAGAACACACACAGGAGAGAAACCCUUCAAGUGCACUGUGUGUGAGAGGGGAUUUGCACGGUCAUCAGAUCUUCAUCGACACCAGAGAACAUACAGGCAUCAGAAGAUCCCCAAGGAGUGUCGUCUGAAAUCGACUUGUGAAAGUCAAAGUGCUACAAUGAGCCCAUCCCUCCUGAAAAAAGAACCAGAAGUACAUUCCAGCUUGGACGAUAUGAAAUGUAUCAAGGUGAAAUGUGAAGAGGCGAUAGUGAAGAGCGAAGAAGUGAAGGUAAAAUGUGAAGAUGUGAUGGUGAAGAGCGAAGAUGUGAAGGUAAAAUGUGAAGAUGAAGAUUCAACUCCAAAAUCGGACCUUCACAUCGAUGGAGGCAACGUGAAGCAGGAGGAGAAUUCUGACUGUGAGGCAGAGCGAGGCAACUCCCAGGAGUUUGUGGAAGUGGAGGUGUGGGUGGACUUCUUAGACAAAACAAAGUCAAAUGGAGACCCGGUAGAUGUGUAAGCUUGAGACAAUGAAGCCCCAGUAGAUUCACCUUUGUCACAGGCCUUUAAUGAAAGAAUGUGAAGUUGAACACUCAAUUCUUAGGUUCAACCUGCAGAGUAAGAGGGGCAGUAUUUGCAGACCUGUGGGUUGGGUAUAUAUAUCAAUUUAUAACAUUUUUUACAUGCGUUUUUCUGGAUUUUUGUUGUUGUUAUUCUGUCUCUCACUGUUCAAAUAAACCUACCAUUAAAAUUAUAGACUGAUCAUUUCUUUGUCAGUGGGCAAACGUACAAAAUCAGCAGGGGAUCAAAUACUUUUUUCCCCUCACUGUAAAUAAUGUUUUUUUACUUCCAACCUGUGACGAGAGGAUUGAAUACAUGGUGACAGCAAGCACACGCGUGCACAAUAGGUCACGACUUCAAAGGCCACAGCGCCCCUUUUUGACAGACUGCAAGUCUGAUGCAAAAAAUGUUUAACGCUUCCAACCCGUGAUGGAAUUGUGGGGAACGCUGCCCAAAACGAAUACACAUAAACAGGGAUACAAUUGUGUUAAAAGCUUUCUUUUCAUCACAUAAUCUUGCCAGCGAAUAUAUUAAAGCCCUUAGCUAAUUGAUGCACAUUUGUUAGACAAGCAAGCAUUACGUUAAUUGCAUAACACUGGUCAACAAAAAAAACAUUUUUAUCUGGCCUGGACUUUUGCAGCUGUUUUAGACUUAUUUCAGGGUGCCUAUUCCAAAUCUGAUCUCAGAUUUGCUCUAUCACAUCUCAUUUUUAUGCUAUCGGCAUACCCCAUUUUCAUUGAUUUUACCCGAAAUUAACUCUGUCACUUAUGAUUGCAAGUUGUUGCGAGUCAGUGACUGCUUUAGUGUUAAAAUAUGGUGCUGUAUUUUUAGGAUAGUGUGUUUAUAAAAUAAUUUUAUGUAGAUAUCCACAUUUAUUUAAUAUUUGGAAUCAGCACCCCAAAAUUAUCUUAAAACCGUUGGAAUACCUUAUGCCAGAAAAAGCGUGUUGACCAGUGUAAUCUAACAAAUGAAUUCAUUGAGGUCUACCUUUGCUUAGGCACAUGUUUCUUUAUUACUGUUCGUAUGAAUAUUGUCACAUUAAUUUAAAAACUUUUUCCUGUCGCUGUGUAUGAUCACCUUACUCUGAAGAAUGAGCCAAUUGUUCUGUUACCCAGUUUUACAAACAUAAUUAUUGAGGGUUAAAUGUACGGUUCAAUGAGGAGGACAUCUCCAGGAGUACUGUGUUGGCAUUCCUAGCGUAAGAAUUUGCAUGUUAGAAUGUUACGUGUUUUUUUUAGAUUAAAGUUGCUUAACACAGAAGAGUCUGAGUGGUGCCU
This is a messenger RNA of Lethenteron reissneri (Far Eastern brook lamprey), 2925 nucleotides long. RefSeq names its product zinc finger protein 239-like. The record is from RefSeq and is a predicted model, not a curated record. Lineage: Eukaryota; Metazoa; Chordata; Hyperoartia; Petromyzontiformes; Petromyzontidae.